AUGGGCGCAAUGGGUCUUGCUGGCAGGUUGCUGGGAUCCCUGAUGAAACUGAUCCCCGGCUUUGGAUCGGUGAUCGGUGGCGUUUGCAAUGCCGGCCUCGCUUCGUCCUUGACCGGUGCCAUGGGUUUCCUAUUCAAGGAGAUGUUCAAACGGAUUCGCUCCAAGGCCCUCUUUGGUGAGAUGACCUUUGAUGACCUUUGUCAGGUGAUGAAUGUGCAGGAGCAGAAGGAAUUCUUCAUGGCAAACUUCUUGGGGCUUCAGAGGGAGCCUCUCCAACAAGUACAUCUACAGAGGAGCCUCGUGGAACAGGUGGCAGCAGAAGGAGCUGAGACUGAGAAUUAG
Molecule: messenger RNA, 342 nt
Organism: Cladocopium goreaui
Lineage: Eukaryota; Dinophyceae; Suessiales; Symbiodiniaceae
Source: the annotation of a GenBank genome assembly